GAGUUCUCAGGCAGCUUCAAUGGAAGGAGGGAGCCAAGAAGGGGGCCUGGUAUACAUUCAAAGAUGAUAAUUACGACAUGGAUUGUGUAUAUUCUUGCUCGGAAAGGUGUAGGGCUUCCCUUCCUACCAAUAACCAGUUCGGACAUUGACGUUGUGGAAAGCGAGGCUGUGUCUGUACUACAUCAUUGGUUGAAAAAAACAGAAGAAGAGGCUUCUCAGGGCAUAAAGGAAAAGCUGUCCAUCAGCCACCCUUCCCAGGGUAUAAGGGAGAAGAUGUCCACUGACUCCCCUCCCACCCAUGGCCAGGACAUCCACGUGACCAGAGAUGUGGUGAAGCACCACCUCUCUAAGUCUGAUUUGUUGGCAAACCAGAGCCAAGAGGUCCUAGAGGAGAGAACACGAAUCCAGUUCAUAAGAUGGAGCCACACUCGUAUCUUCCAAGUGCCAAGUGAGAUGACAGAGGACAUCAUGCGAGAUCGAAUAGAGCAGCAUAUCCCGUCUUACAGAUGUCUCAGCUCAGGACUUCAGUAUGAGACCCUCCUACUCAGACUGCUGAGAGCAACAGGUGGAAGUCCUUCAGGGUCCAGCAGCAACCUGUAUCAGAAGAACAUCCUUCUCUGCUUGACCUGAAGAAGGGCCAGACCUGGGCAGAAAGACUCCAGCAGGUGAGCUCUUCAUGCGACAGUGUCAGCACUGGAGUCUUCUUGCUGAACUGCGAAUAAAGAGAUGUGCUAUUUAACAACCCGCCCUGUU
Pongo pygmaeus (Bornean orangutan) is the source of this 753-nucleotide messenger RNA. It is a transcript of the gene SPATA19, whose product is annotated as spermatogenesis associated 19. The transcript is spliced from 7 exons. NCBI's taxonomy places the organism in Eukaryota, Metazoa, Chordata, Mammalia, Primates, Hominidae. Bases 64 to 630 code for a protein of 188 amino acids. The record is from RefSeq and is a predicted model, not a curated record. Gene Ontology annotation, cellular component: sperm midpiece.